This is a messenger RNA of Aureobasidium melanogenum CBS 110374, 228 nucleotides long. RefSeq lists its product as uncharacterized. The transcript is spliced from 2 exons. The annotation marks the transcript as partial. Lineage: Eukaryota; Fungi; Ascomycota; Dothideomycetes; Dothideales; Saccotheciaceae. The record is from RefSeq and is a predicted model, not a curated record.
AUGCCUUUCAACAACUCCUCCACCUCGAGCUCUGGCUCCAACUCGGCUUCCAGCGGCAGCGGCUCUGCGUAUCAGAUCAUGUCAAGUGGCACCAACGACCAGGGCAACCACUACUGCUCGCGCGACUACGGAUCCAGUGCUGCCAAUGGCAACUCCUACCACUACUCCAACACCGAUGGCUCGUACUAUUAUAGCAAUCCCAAUGGCUCGACCUACUACAACUCGGGC